AUGCGCAGAAACAAAAGUAUAACACUUCUUCAGCAACUUUUGAACGCUAAAAAUUCACGUAUUCCACUGAAUAAUAUAAAUAUUACACGUGGAUCAGUGACUUAUGAGAAUGCUUCUUCACUAUUAGCUGACUUGUUAACUAAUUAUGACAUGCGAUUACGGCCAGGUUUUGGAGGUGAUGCUUUAUUGCUUACGUUAGAUAUUGUUAUUGCCUCAAUCGAUGCAAUUUCUGAGGUCAAUAUGGAUUAUACUUUGACGUUAUACUUACAUCAAUAUUGGCGUGAUGAGCGUCUUUCUUGGCCAUCUUAUUUCCGUAUUCGCGAUAUGACACUGCCUGGAGAUUUUGCGCAACAUAUUUGGGUUCCGGACACGUUUUUGGCUAACGAUAAGCAAUCAUUCUUACAUGACGUAACAGAGCAAAACAAAAUGAUUCGGCUCAAACACGACGGCCACAUUACGUACGGAAUGAGGUCAUUCACAACAACUCUCGCAUGCCAUAUGGAUUUACGGAAUUAUCCAUUGGAUAAUCAGAAUUGCACUAUGGAAAUUGAAAGUUAUGGAUACACGACAUCAGAAGUUUUGAUGCGUUGGAAUCAAGCAAAUGCUGUACUUGGGAUUGAAAAAGCUGAAGUGCCACAGUUUACAAUUCUUGGCUAUCAAACACUGAAUCGAAUCGUUCAAACUGCCACGGGUUCAUACCAACGCUUGUCAUUAGCACUUCACUUCAAACGAUCUAUUGGUUACUUUGUUUUUCAAACCUAUUUGCCUUGUAUACUUAUUGUAAUGCUUUCAUGGGUUAGCUUCUGGAUUAAUCAUGAAGCCACGUCCGCACGUGUUGCUUUAGGAAUCACAACUGUGCUAACAAUGACAACAAUCAGUACAGGUGUACGGCAAUCAUUACCACGCAUUAGUUAUGUCAAAAGCAUCGACCUUUAUCUCGUAAUGUGUUUUAUGUUUGUAUUUGCGGCUUUAUUAGAAUAUGCAGCAGUGAAUUAUUCAUAUUACGGUGAUCGAAGUAGGAAUUCAGAAGCAGAAUUUGAUAAGGAACACCAAAGGCACGAAAUGUUUCCUCAAACUGUUGUUAGAGAUGAUAAUACUGAUCAGAUUCGUUCACCUUCACCAUUACUGUCAUUAAUGCAAAGAACUAAUAAUAGUAUAGAUUUGGGCACACCAAAUUAUCCGCGGAUUUCUACCAGUACUAAAUUUGAAUCAUUUAGCUUAAGGCGACAUAGGCGGAUGAGUUUGAAGCUCCGAAGUCCAACUGUUAGAAUCCACGUGAGAAGACUACAGUCACGCGCACGGUCCGUCAUGACGUCAUUUCACGUACGUGAUGUUAAUGUCAUAGACAAGAAUGCACGCGUCAUCUUUCCACUGACUUUUAUUAUUUUCAACGUAUGUUACUGGGGAUACUAUACGAUGAUGCAGUGA
Messenger RNA from Thelazia callipaeda (thelaziosis nematode), 1428 nucleotides. NCBI's taxonomy places the organism in Eukaryota, Metazoa, Nematoda, Chromadorea, Rhabditida, Thelaziidae. The record is from the annotation of a GenBank genome assembly.